AUGGCGCUAUCCGGGUCGGGUUCUUACUACAUCCAACGAGGAAUACCCGGUUCGGGUCCUCCACCUCCUCCUCCUCCAGGGUUUCACGGAUCACAAGGGUUUCACCAUUUCUCCAAUCCCAACUCUCCUUUCGGCUCUAACCCAAACCCAAACCUAAACCAGAACUCAAACCCUGGAGGUGGCGGCGGCUCCGCCGGAUUCGUGCCUCCUCCUUUACCCGUUGAGUCUUCUCCGGCUGAUUCUUCAGCUGCGAAUGCUCCUCCUCCGUCUGGUGAGGCCUCUGUGAAGCGGAAGAGAGGACGGCCUCGAAAAUACGGACAAGAUGGCUCUGUUUCCUUGGCAUUGUCUCCUUCAGUCUCCACCGUUUCCCCGAACUCCAACAAACGUGGCCGCGGAAGACCUCCUGGCUCCGGCAAGAAGCAACGUCUUGCUUCCGUUGGUGAAUUGAUGCCUUCAUCGUCGGGAAUGAGCUUCACGCCGCACGUAAUCGUAGUGUCCGUUGGUGAAGACAUCGCAUCAAAGGUGAUAUCUUUCUCGCAGCAAGGUCCAAGAGCGAUUUGUGUCUUGUCCGCUAGUGGUGCAGUGUCUACUGCAACUCUUCUUCAUCCAUCACCCUCCCAUGGAACGAUCACAUACGAGGGUCGUUUCGAGCUGAUAUCUCUCUCAACUUCUUAUCUCAACACAAGUGACAAUGACUACCCUAACCGCACUGGGAAUCUAUCAGUCUCACUAGCUAGUCCUGAUGGUCGUGUCAUUGGUGGUGGAAUUGGAGGUCCUCUCAUAGCUGCAAGCCCUGUUCAGGUUAUCGUUGGGAGCUUCAUUUGGGCGAUUCCUAAAGCGAAGGCUAAGAAACCAGAAGAUGCUUCUGAAGAUGUCCAAGACACUGAUGCUUUAGACAACAACGACAACAACACAGCAGCAGCAUCUCCUCCUGUUCAGACUCAGCAGCAAAGUCAGAACCUUGUUCAGGCUCCCGUAGGCAUUUGGUCAUCCGGUUCAAGAUCAAUGGACAUGCAUCAUGCUCAUAUGGACAUUGAUCUUAUGCGCGGAUGA
Messenger RNA from Microthlaspi erraticum, 1053 nucleotides. The record is from the annotation of a GenBank genome assembly. NCBI's taxonomy places the organism in Eukaryota, Viridiplantae, Streptophyta, Magnoliopsida, Brassicales, Brassicaceae.